AUGGCCUUGGCGGACUUGCAGCCCUCUGCUUUGCAGCAUUCUGCUGCAGCCGUCACAGGAGGGAUCUUCUUGGCCAUCUGCUUCAUCCUUCGAAAACGCGGUCCUUAUGUUGUUACAGCAACGUGCUUAUUUGUGGCCAGUUUGGUCAGCACGCAGAUCCUGAUGAGCAGGUUGAGCUCGUUCUACAAGCAUCCAGGUGCCGUCACCACCCUUCACUUCUUCUGUGUGUGGCUCACCUGCUGUGCCUACUGGUCCGUUUCUGGGAGCAAGGCUGACGUCAGUGAAGCACGCACGAAUGAGUGGUUUGUCCGGAAUAUCGUUCCAAUCGCCUUGAGCAAUCCCCUGACGGUGAUAUUCAACAACACUGCCCUGGUGUACGCUGGAGCCGGGGUCUGUGCCAUUCUAGGCACUCUUUCCCCCGUGAGUGUGGCCGUGCUGUCUUUUGCAGUUGGUCGGCGGCUGAGCUGGAUGUCCUGGGGGGGCAUCUGGCUGGCCUUCUCGGGUGCUCUGGUCAUCGCAGCGGGCGAAGUGAAGUCCAUCCAAUCCCAGGCCGCACCGCAGCGGACCCUCAUAGGAAUUCUCUUUGCGCUGGCCUCCGUUGGCACUCGCUCUCUGAAAAUUGUGGUCAUGGAUUUCCUUCUGGCGCCGAUGGAGUAUGCUUCGGAACUGACCCCGCUGACGGAAGUGCCGCUGAGCCCUAUGCAGCUUUAUUCCUUGCAAGCACCCUGGUGCGUGCUGACGGCCUUUCUCUACGCAGUUUGCACAGACAGCUUCCAGAUGGCCUUCCUGGAGCUCACGUCCCAGUCUGCCCUCUUGAUCUUCCUGACCUGCCUCAGCGCCGUCUCCCUGAACUUUCUGGGAGUCCUGGCACUCAAGGAGCUGGGGGCAAGCUCCCAACAGAUCCUCGGCAAGCUGAAUACCAUCUGCGUCGGGGCGAUCUCUGUGGGCUAUUUGAACGAGAAGCUCUCCAUGACCGUGGUCGUGGGAUCGGCGAUCGUCUUAUCGGGAGCUGCCCUGGUCGAGCUUGGCAAAGAAACGAAGGAGUUGCCACAGCCGCCACAGCCCAACAAGGUUUGA
Messenger RNA from Symbiodinium natans, 1077 nucleotides. NCBI's taxonomy places the organism in Eukaryota, Dinophyceae, Suessiales, Symbiodiniaceae. The record is from the annotation of a GenBank genome assembly.